AUGGCCUUCACCAAGCUCCUGGAGCAGACAGGGGCUGGGGGCCUCUUCCAGGCCCUCCAGGCCCUCACCCUCCUCCUCUCCUCCAUCUGGAUGCCCUUCCUAAUGCUUGUGGAGAACUCCUCAGCAGCGGUCCCAGGCCACCGCUGCUGGGCCCCCCUGCUGGACAACGGCUCUGAGGUCCCCGCACACCUCACCCCGGAGGCCCUCCUGGCCGUCUCCAUCCCACCCGGCCUCAACCAGGAGCCCCACCCGUGUCUCCGCUUCCGCCAGCCACAGUGGCAGCUCCUGGACCCCAAUGCCACGGCCACCAACUGGAGCGAGGCUGCCACGGAGCCGUGUGUGGACGGCUGGGUCUAUGACUGCAGCGAAUUCACCUCCACUAUCGUGACUGAGUGGGGCCUGGUGUGUGCCCACCAGGGCCUGAAGCCCCUAGGCCAGUCCAUCUUCAUGGCCGGGACCAAAGCGGGGAGCAUUGUCCUGGGCCUCCUCUCCCACCGGUUAGGGCAGAAACCGAUACUGAGCUGGUGCUGCCUGCAGGUGGCCGUGGCCACCGCCAGCACUAUCGUCGCCCCCAAUUUCCUUGUCUACUGUGGCCUCCGAUGUUUGCGCUCUGUGGGAUGGUCUGGCCUCCUCCUGACCUCGACAAUGCUCACGGUGGGGUGGACCACGACCCGCAUGAGGGCUGUCACCGUGACGAUGAUGGCCUGUUCCUACGGCGUGGGCCAGAUGGCCCUCGGCGCCAUGGCCUUCGCCCUGCAGGACUGGCGACCCAUCCAGCUGGCUGUGGUGCCCUUCUUUGUCAUCUUCCUGAUAUCCUGGUGGCUGCCAGAAUCUGCUCGAUGGCUGAUUAUUAUGGGCAAACUGGAUCAAGCACUCCGGGAACUCAAAAAAGUGGCUGAGAUAAAUGGCCACCAGGAAGCCAAAAGGACACUGACCAUCGAGGUACUGACGUCCAACAUGGAGGAGGAGGUGGCCGCUGCCAAGUCCCGCCAUUCAGUGCUGGACCCAUUCCGCGAGCCCACGCUGCGCUGGAGAAUCUGCAGGUUGCUGGUGGUGAGGUACGCCACCCUCCCAUCCCCCCAGCCCCCAGGGAGCCUCCGGGGCAGACCCGCCACCGUGACCCCUCACCCAGAUUUGCAGGCCCUGCGCAUGGCCCUUGCUGUGCUGGGAAAGGCGUGUUUCGCCGUCAGCCUAACCUGCCUCAUGGUCUACAAGCCAGAACGCUUGCUGACUGUGCUGCGGAUGACGGCAGAUGGCUUCCUGCAUUCGGCGAGUCGGCUGGGGUCUGUGAUGAGCCCCCUGAUCAGGAUGACACACCAGGUCCUGCCCCUGCUGCCCUUCCUUGCCUAUGGCAUCCUCCCCACCGUCGCCAGCCUCAUUGUCCUCUUCCUCCCGGAGACCCAGGGACUUCCUCCCGACACCAUCCAGGACCUGGAGAACCAGAGGUCAGCAGCAGCCAGGGGUGGCCGGCGAGAGGUGAUCAUUACAGAAAGCACCCGGUUCUAG
Messenger RNA from Phacochoerus africanus (Common warthog), 1506 nucleotides. RefSeq names its product solute carrier family 22 member 11-like. Gene Ontology annotation, molecular function: transmembrane transporter activity. NCBI's taxonomy places the organism in Eukaryota, Metazoa, Chordata, Mammalia, Artiodactyla, Suidae. Gene Ontology annotation, biological process: transmembrane transport. The record is from RefSeq and is a predicted model, not a curated record. Gene Ontology annotation, cellular component: membrane.